Molecule: messenger RNA, 1388 nt
Organism: Triticum dicoccoides
Lineage: Eukaryota; Viridiplantae; Streptophyta; Magnoliopsida; Poales; Poaceae
Exons: 6
Coding region: 97-1101 (334 amino acids)
Source: RefSeq, a predicted model, not a curated record
UACUCCGGCGGACCCCUCCCCCAAAUUACCCAAAUUGCCGCCCUCCUCCUCCCCCUCCGCCUCCGGCGUCGCCCCGCCGGCACGCCGUGACCCACCAUGUCCAUGGACGACUGCUUCAUCCCGCUCCCCUCCCCACUCCAUGACCGCUGGCGGUGCGGCUCUCCCCCCUGCCUCUCCCAGCUAGAUCUGGACGACCGCGCGGCCGCCGGUUCUGCCUCGCAUGGCGUCCCCAGACGCAUCCUGCGGAGCCCUAACCGCCCACUCGCCGUCCCCCCGAGGCGCCCCCCUCCUCCCCUCGAUCCGCUGCCUAAGUAUAAGGGGAAUUCGCUGCAUGCCUUCCCAGAGGAGGAGCCAAAGCAACACCAAGUCACAGUUUCACGUGCCGCUUCUAAGGGGAGAUAUGCAAGGUUUAAAGAAAAUUUGAAUGCCAAGGCAGAGGAGACAAAGCAACACCACCAUCAAGUUCCCGUCUCAUGCGCCGCUUCAAAAGGGAGGAAUCGAGCUGGUUGGAUGUCCCAGGAGAGAAGCACUCCUGAAGGUAUCAACAUGAAGGAACAUGGUUGGAGGUUUCGGUUCCCCUUCCCCGAACUCCCCAAGUCGACUUACCGUGGUGACUUGAACUCCCUUGGAAAGCCAGUUGUAAUGAAACAGAGGAAACCUCUGGAGGUGAGGAACGCUCGCCGUGAAAGAAGAGUCGCGGCCAAACAAAAGGCUGCGCGCUACCAUGCGGAGGUUGCCCUGCGUAAAUACAACAGAGCAAACAACACCAAGUUUGAGCUGGUGGAGGUAAAAGUGAUAUCUAUAUUCUCCGAGUUUGGAGGGGCCGGGGCCCAUUAUAACUUCACAGCUAAGCAGCCUGAGGACCAGCAUUCUGCUGAUGCCGACAGUACCAAGCUAUUCUUCUCUGAAGUCGACCUCUAUUUUCGGAGUGAGAAUGAUGUGAUCAUGUGCUGUAUAGUUGGGGAAAAUGACGCAGGCCAUUGCUAUGGAUGCAAAAACUACCAGCCUGUUAUUCACCCAAGCAGCGAAGCAUACGGGGGCGGUAGCAGUACUUGUAUUGACUACCCUUAUCCGGACAGCGAAAGCUCAGACAGUGAUUAGUAACGUACCAGUUGAAGCUUGGUGGGCGGUGGCUAGUGAUGACUUGUGUGGCCAGUCUUCUCUAGUGUGUCUUGUCUUGCCCUUGUGAGAGCAUCUAUCGCAGGGAUUAGAUGAAGUUGAGAGACAUGUCUUGUUGUCUUGGUUUGGGUGAAUAUAUACUGCAUUUUGAGCUUCAGAUAUGUGUGAUGGGUUGGGAAACCUGAGUUUUAAUUGAAUGUUGUCAUGCCAUCCGACAAUGUCAUAAUUUGCCCUUGCAUUUCGAUUACACUUGGAACUUAUUUUGUUGA